Paramisgurnus dabryanus is the source of this 2224-nucleotide messenger RNA. RefSeq names its product tyrosylprotein sulfotransferase 1 (gene tpst1). Gene Ontology annotation, cellular component: Golgi apparatus. NCBI's taxonomy places the organism in Eukaryota, Metazoa, Chordata, Actinopteri, Cypriniformes, Cobitidae. Gene Ontology annotation, biological process: peptidyl-tyrosine sulfation. The record is from RefSeq and is a predicted model, not a curated record. Gene Ontology annotation, molecular function: protein-tyrosine sulfotransferase activity.
ACCCGCUGAAGGUGGCGAGCGUUUAGAUUUGAUACAGUUGUGGUAAGCGCAGCGUCGAGACAUCCACAGUGUCGCAUUUAUAAGCGCUGAAUGGAGCCGUGUGAACGAAAAGCACGACUUUGCGCUGUUUAUCGUCAACAAACAGAUCUCGUCUGAUCAGUUAUUCGUCUAUUGUGACGGAUCCACCGCGCCAGGCCUGAUGGAGUUAGGUACCCGACGAGCGCUGCGCACAGCAGAUCCCAGCCUCUGCUCGCUCCAUCGUGGCCAGUCCUGAGCAUCGGGUCUUCAACUUACCUCACACCUUGGCCCUUUUCUAAUCCCUUCUCCUUUUUUCGUCCCCCUGGCCCUCGAGAUGAUCGGCAAGUUAAAGCAGAACUUAUUAGUGGCCUGCCUGGUCAUCAGCUCAGUCACUGUCUUCUACCUAGGUAGACACGCCAUGGAGUGCCACCACCGGAUUGAGGAACGCAGCCAGCCGCUGCUGAGCAGUUUGCGCACAACACUACGUACAGGCCAGAACCUCAGCAACCCCUUCAUCUACAAUAAAGACAUGCCGCUUAUAUUUAUCGGUGGCGUGCCUCGCAGUGGGACAACUCUUAUGCGGGCCAUGCUUGACGCCCACCCUGAUGUACGCUGUGGGGAAGAGACCCGCGUCAUCCCUCGCAUUCUGGCCAUGAAACAGAUGUGGAGCCGUUCUGGGAGGGAGAAGAUGCGUCUAGACGAAGCCGGAGUAACAGACGAGGUCUUAGACUCGGCCAUGCAGGCGUUCCUGCUGGAGAUCAUCGUAAAACACGGGGAGCCGGCCACUUAUCUGUGUAAUAAAGACCCUUUUGCCCUUAAAUCACUUACUUAUCUGGCUAAGAUUUUCCCCCACGCUAAGUUCAUCCUCAUGAUACGUGACGGCAGGGCCUCCGUUCACUCCAUGAUCUCCCGUAAGGUCACCAUUGCCGGGUUUGACUUGAGCAGCUAUCGGGACUGCCUUACAAAGUGGAAUCGGGCCAUAGAGACAAUGUACACACAAUGCCUAGAGGCUGCUGACAAGUGCCUACCCAUGCACUACGAACAGCUUGUCCUUCACCCAGAAAAGUGGAUGAGGACGCUUCUGCAAUUCCUGAACAUUCCUUGGAACAAUGCAGUUCUGCACCACGAGGAGCUCAUUGGGAAAGCAGGAGGCGUAUCACUUUCCAAGGUAGAGAGAUCCACAGACCAGGUAAUCAAGCCUGUCAACGUGGAGGCUUUAUCUAAGUGGGUCGGUAAAAUCCCCCAGGAUGUGCUGCGGGACAUGGCCGUUAUCGCCCCAAUGCUGGCCAGGCUUGGAUACGACCCCCACGCCAACCCUCCAAACUACGGUCGGCCCGAUCCCCUCGUCCUGGACAACACUAGAAGGGUCUUUAAGGGUGAAUUUCAACUACCUGAUUUUCUUAAAGAGCAGACACAGAUUCAGAAGUCCCCAGAAAAGCCAAACCCAAGUUAGAAGAAGAGGAGGAAUUUAUCAAUAGAAGGCUGAGCAGAAGCAGAUGUUGUGGGACCAUGAUGGACUUGCGUCACCCCCGCUAUGCUGGGACCUCCAUGCAUGGAAACACUUAAACACACACAAACUCACACAGGCCUCUGGGCCCGGACCACUUAUUGGAGGACAAUUUUGGCCUUUGAUGUUGUACUGUAACAAUUGUGGCCUAAGAAUGUCAUUUCUUCUCUUUAUUUUUGCAUUUCUAUUUAGAUUUUUUUUUUACACUGUACACUUUUAAUUUUUUGUUAUUUUUUUCUGGCUACAUAAACCUGUGAUUCUGUUAUAAGAAAAUACAGUGUAUUUAAUUAGCUAAAGGAUGUAUUUAUGGAGGAAUGUUAGCUUUUGAAGACACAAUCUCGGUUUUAUUGAUGUUUUCUGUUUUCAUGCCUUUGUAAUGUGCAAUUCCUUGGGUACUGAAUGAUGUGCAAGAUUUUAAUCUUGAAUUAUUGAGUGUGUAGGAAUACAGCUGAAAUGCAUUUUGUUUUCUGCAUUCACAGUGGAGUGACCUUAUGUACAUUGGUAGCUAUAAUAAAGAAGCUGUCAGUGUUUAACACAAGAGGCUCAUUGACAUUUCUCCAUUGGCAGAAAUCUCACAACAUUAGUGAUUCUAUGUGGAUUUCUUUUUGUUUUUAUGAUGUUAUUUUUGUACUUGAGUAUAAAUAAUUAUGUAAUCUUAUUUCUUUCAUUAAAAUAAAAAACCCAUCAGCGCUGUUGGCA